CUCAGCCCGGCCUGCCAAAAAUGGCGGGUCAAACGGGUCGGCCUGGCGGGUCUGGCCCGUUUUGCCACCCCUAGUUCUCACACUUUUUCUUAGCUUUUCGAUUUCAAUUCUCAUCUCGCGCAAACCUCACUCAAACAUGGCGUCAGAGAAUUUAGAUGCAAAGAUAGAGCAAUUGCUGAACGUAGAGAAGCAGAUGUGGCUCGCCGGUGAAAUCGCCGGCACCAGAAAAGCUGCAAUUGACAUUUUGCAACUCUGCUUUGAAGCCGAAGCUUGGAAAACUCUAAACGAUCAGAUUGUCGUUUUAUCUAAACGACGCGGUCAGCUUAAGCAGGCUGUAACCGCUAUGGUCCAGCAGGCUGUAACCGCUAUGGUCCAGCAGGCUGUAACCGCUAUGGUCCAGCAGGCUGUAACCGCUAUGGUCCAGCAGGCUGUAACCGCUAUGGUCCAGCAGGCUGUAACCGCUAUGGUCCAGCAGGCUAUGGAAUAUAUUGAUAAGACACCGGAUAUUGAAACUCGUAUUGAACUUAUCAAAACACUGAUCAGUGUAUCUGCAGGGAAGAUAUACGUUGAAAUUGAGAGAGCACGAUUGGUCAAGAAACUUGCCAAGAUUAAGGAAGAACAGGGGCUUAUUGCUGAGGCUGCUGAUCUGAUGCAAGAAAUUGCGGUGGAAACUUUUGGUGCCAUGGCUAAAACUGAGAAGAUUGCAUUCAUUCUGGAACAAGUUCGGUUGUGCUUAGACCGUCAGGAUUAUGUCCGUGCACAAAUACUCUCAAGAAAGAUAAGUCCAAGAGUAUUCGACAUAGAUGCAUCUAAGGAAAAGAAAAAGCCCAAAGAAGGCGAUAACAUGGUUGAAGAGGCUCCUGCUGAUAUUCCGUCUCUACUGGAGUUGAAAAGGAUUUAUUACGAACUCAUGAUUAGGUAUUAUUCCCACAACAAUGAUUAUCUUGAAAUUUGCCGUUGCUAUAAAGCGAUAUAUGAGAUUCCAUAUGUUAAAGAAAACCCUGCUGAGUUUAUUCCUAUCCUGAAGAAAAUAUCUUGGUGCUUGGUUCUUGCUCCUCAUGAUCCACUGCAAUCAAGUCUUCUGAAUUCAACCUUAGAGGAUAAGAAUCUAUUUGAGAUUCCAAACUUCAAGCUUCUCUUAAAGCAACUGGUCACCAUGGAAGUCAUCCAAUGGACUGCUCUUUGGGAGACAUAUAAGACCGAGUUUGAGAACGAGAUUGUAUCUGGAAAGUUUUUAAGUGAAAAAGCCGCAGAAGAUCUAAAACAGAGAAUUAUUGAACAUAAUAUUCUUGUUGUGUCAAAAUACUACGCAAGAAUUACUUUGACGAGACUUUCCCAGCUUUUGUGUCUCAGCCUAGAGGAAGCUGAGAAGCAUCUGUCUGAUAUGGUUGUGAUAAAGGCUCUGGUGGCCAUGAUUGAUAGACCUAUGGGAAUAGUUUGUUUCCAAACAUCGAAGUACAGCAACGAUAUUCUUAAUUCAUGGGCAGCAAACUUAGAGAAGCUGCUCGAUCUUGUUGAGAAGAGCUGUCAUCAAAUACACAAGGGAACCAUGGUCCAUAAAGCAGCUUUGAAGGUUUAAAAAAGGUCUGCAUAUCGGUAAUUUUGGGUUUUUCAUUUGAACGCAUUUGUAUUAAACAGAGUUAUCUUGAUUAUAAUUUAUGAAAUUUGAUUUUAUUAAUAGGGAGAAAUAAUUUUUUUAUCAGAUUUUACUUCCUUUGUGGUUGAAUUUUGGAUUACUAGAACCUCCUUUCUUUGAGAAAUGAAGAGUUGACACAAAAAUAAGUAUUAGUAAAUAA
Molecule: messenger RNA, 1796 nt
Organism: Trifolium pratense (red clover)
Lineage: Eukaryota; Viridiplantae; Streptophyta; Magnoliopsida; Fabales; Fabaceae
Product: 26S proteasome non-ATPase regulatory subunit 12 homolog A-like
Exons: 12
Coding region: 137-1579 (480 amino acids)
Cellular component (GO): nuclear proteasome complex; cytoplasm; proteasome regulatory particle, lid subcomplex
Source: RefSeq, a predicted model, not a curated record